This is a messenger RNA of Indicator indicator, 410 nucleotides long. RefSeq names its product mitochondrial ribosomal protein S21 (gene MRPS21). The transcript has 3 exons. The record is from RefSeq and is a predicted model, not a curated record. Gene Ontology annotation, cellular component: ribosome. NCBI's taxonomy places the organism in Eukaryota, Metazoa, Chordata, Aves, Piciformes, Indicatoridae. Gene Ontology annotation, molecular function: structural constituent of ribosome. The coding region runs from base 122 to 385 and encodes 87 amino acids. Gene Ontology annotation, biological process: translation.
CGUGAGACGUCGCUCCCGGAGCUCUAUCCCCGGCUCCAGCACUCUCAACUCCACCCCCGGAGCGCUAAGCCCCGCCGCCACCGCCACCGCCGCCGGGACUAACUUCCGGUUCCGGGGAGCCAUGGCGAAACACCUCCGGUUCUUGGGCCGCACCGUCAUGGUGCAGAACGGCAACGUGGAGGCGGCCUACAGUGCUCUUAACAGGAUCCUGUCUCACGACGGGUUGGUGGAAGACGUGCGCCGGGGCCGCUACUAUGAGAAGCCGUGCCGGCGGCGCCAGCGCUUGGCUUACGAAGCGUGCCGGCGCGUCUACAACAGCGAGAUGGGCCGGAAAAUCAACUUCCUGGCACGCACCACCCGCCAGGACCCUUGGCUGGGCUGCUAGGAGGGGGGGAAAGGCCCCUAAUAAA